GUCAAUCAUGGGCAGAGCCUACAUUGUAGAAGAGACUGUUGGCCAGUAUCUCUCCAACAUUCAUCUCCAAGGAAAGCGUUUUGUCUCUGGUCUUUUGAUAGGACAGUGUUCUUCACAAAAGGAUUAUGUGAUUCUUGCCACUAGAACACCACCUAAAGAGGAACAAAAGGAGAACCUCAAACACCCCAAAGCUAAGUUGGAUACUUUGGAUGAGGAGUGGACCACAGAACAUGCCACCCAGGUGUCCAGAAUGCUCCCUGGAGGACUUGUGGUUCUUGGAAUAUUUAUUAUUACAACUUUGGAACUAGCAGAUGAUUUUCAAAAUGCCCUGCGCAGACUAAUAUUUUCUGUGGAAAAAUCUAUGAAUAGAAAAAAACUAUGGACUGCCACAGAGGAAGAGGUCUCAGAACGAGUGAUACUUCACAUUUGUUCUUCUACAAAAAAAAUAUCUUGUCGAACUUAUGAUGUCCAUGAUCCAAAGAGUUCAGCAAGACCCGCAGAUUGGAAGUAUCAAAGUAGAGUGUCUGCCUCAUGGCUGUCUCUGGAGUGUGCUGUCCAUAUUAACAUUCACAUCCCACUGUCGGCUACUUCUGCCAGUUACACUCUGGAAAAAAAUACAAAGAAUGGACUUACACGCUGGGCCAAGCAAAUAGAAAACGGUGUUUAUUUGAUUAAUGGACAAGUUAAAGGUGAAGAUUGUGACCUAUUAGAAGGACAGAAAAAAACUAGAGGAAAUAUGCAAGCAACUGCUCAUUCUUUGGAUGUCCGAGUGCUAACACAGUUGCUCCUGAAUUCAGACUAUAGAUCCACGGCCACAGUCCAAAUCUGCAGUGGUUCUGUAAACCUGCGAGGAGAUGUAAAGUGCAGAGCUUAUAUCCAUAGCAACAGACCCAAGGUCAAAGAUGCUGUGCAGGCAGUGAAGAGAGAUAUUUUGAACACAGUUACUGAUCGCUGUGAAAUACUAUUUGAGGACCUGCUUUUGAAUGAAAUUCCGGAAAAAAGAAAUUAUGAACUUCCUCAGCGAGUUUUUGUUCCCCUUCCUGGGUCCUCUGUAAUGUUAUGUGAUUAUAAAUUUGGUGAUGAAUCAGCUGAAGAAAUCAGAGACCAUUUUUCAGAGAUGUUAGACCAUGAGAUUCAAAUAGAAGACUUGGAAAUUGCGGAGGAAGUAAACACAGCUUGUAUCAUUUCCGCAAUGAACAGCGAAUCUUUAGCGACCAACACAAGUGAUGAACAGCCAGAGGAAUCAAAUAAAACUACAAUAGCAAUGAAAAUUCAGCAAAACAUAGGUGCAAUUACAGCACUUGCCGUUGCAGUGCUUGCUGCGGGCAUCUCCUUUCAUUACUUCAGUGAUUAGGGUGAGACCCAAAGAGCUUCCUGAUCACCCAGAAAACAUUGAUCAACAGCUGUGAAAAAUAAAGAUGCAAAUGUCCCACCUGCAUUGAAGCUAGCAACGAGCUCUGCUAUGAUAAUGUCUGUUAGAUGUGUUUCUGACUUACACGAAAUCACCAGCUGCCUUUUUAGCCGUGCUUUUAUUAUCUGGCCAAGGUUUCCAAAAGUAAACUAUGCAUUUAAAUGGAGUUGCAUGUAACAAAUGGCUAUUAUAUAUUUUCAGAAGGGUCAAAAUGAACUAUUUUAAGAGUUUAGUCUUAUUGAACUGGAUCGCACUUUGAUCAGAAUACUGAAACAUUA
Acomys russatus (golden spiny mouse) is the source of this 1689-nucleotide messenger RNA. It is a transcript of the gene Odr4, whose product is annotated as odr-4 GPCR localization factor homolog. The record is from RefSeq and is a predicted model, not a curated record. The transcript is spliced from 13 exons. Gene Ontology annotation, biological process: intracellular protein localization. Bases 8 to 1354 code for a protein of 448 amino acids. NCBI's taxonomy places the organism in Eukaryota, Metazoa, Chordata, Mammalia, Rodentia, Muridae. Gene Ontology annotation, cellular component: endomembrane system.